AAGAUCUGUUUGUCCUUGAAAAUGGAGAGUGCACUAAAUUCCAGAAAAAGUUGCUAUGUGAGGUUGUAUAUGACGCGAUUGGCGAUGCAGACGAAGGUGAUAAAGUUCAAAGAGUGGUAAAUGUUUCACGAUUGUUUGAGCAACAUCAUGUUCCAAGUUUGGAGAUAAUUUUCCUCGAAAAAGUGAGUGCUUUCAUCGAGGAAUCAGAAGAAAAGGAACAGAUUAAAGAAUGGGUCGCACAGAAAGCGGCUAAUUUGCAAGGUUUGAUUGUUGCAGGAACAAUUGAGAACGCCUUGUUCAAAGAACUUCAAGCGAAGAUAAAACCUCAUUUGGCGGAUUUCCUGAAGUUGAUUGACUUUAACAACAACAUAAAACUUUUAUUUGAAGGAAACUGGAGGAAACAAGCUUGGAUGAAACUUUUCAACGUGAAAGAACUAUGUCGACUGAGACCUCAAAAUCCGAAUGAAGUCAAAUUUGACUCUUGUUUCCCGUUCAGUACUGAAAUUAUUGACAAAUUGAACUCGAUGUGGAUCGAUUCUCUGGAAAACUAUGCCGAUUCUGAGCUCGAAGAUUGGCAGUUUUUUGUGGAGAGGUUUAACAAUCAGGGAAGGGAACUUGGAAAUGAGUUAACUGAGAUUUCAAGCGAAGAAGAUGCGGUCGAUUCAUUUGUUCACGACUUGAUCUUGAACGAGUUUUGGUCAAUGUGGAACAACAAAUAUGUUCAGGCCGAACAUGUCAAAAUGAUCAAAAAGGCUCUCAAAUCAAUCAUGAAGACUAACUUGCCCGAAUUCGAAAACCCUACGAUAGCUUUUGCUUUUGCGCACUUCAAAAAGCUUUUGCCUUGUCUGUACAACAUAUCCACAGUUCUGAAGUUUUUUGGAUCAUUCAAAAUUGGAGACCCGGAAACCCCUGAGCAGUUCGUUUGCAUGAUAACCCAAACAGCUCUAGAACAAACUAAAACGAUGGCUGAAAAAAUGAAGCCGGCCAAUAUUGAUCUUCAAACGAUUCAAGAGCUAGACCAACAAGUGUCCGUUUUGAAAAUGUGCUCUGGAAUUGAACUCGACGAUGAUAAGUUCAAACUCAAAAAAUUAACAAUGCUUUCAACCUAUAUGUCACAGAUUUCGCACAAUCUUGAUGAUGCAACUGCCAAAAUGGCACGCACAGCUUCCGAUACGCUCUAUAAAGCUGUGAGUUCAAAAACUGCAGAUGAAUCAAUUUUCGGAACCGAUCUUUUUCGAAAUCGAUUGCUCAUGUGCUUGAAUCGAUCCGCGGACACAGUUAUUCAAUAUUGCGUCGAGACAGAAACUGGUCAACGAGACUGCGCAUUUUGCAGAAAACCAGUAACUGCGAAAGGAGCAAUACCUUUCUCACUUCCAUGUACUGGAGGUCACGCAGUGCAUGAGUCAUGCUUGACUGAGAGAAUGGAAAGAAUAACACAAGGCGAAGCGGUGGUCACCUGUGGUUUCUGCCAGCAUAGCCUCGAGUCUCGGUUUUUACAGGCAAAUACCAUGUUUGCGUGUCAAACUGAGCCUCAAAAAUCGAAUUGGAAACAGUUUUGGCUGAAUAUUUCGAAUGCAUUUCUUGGAAUCGUCAAAGAAAACGUAAUCGCUAUUUGCGAUGAAGAUACGCUGAAAAAGUACUUGGAAAUUUGCGUUGUUCCCAAAAGUAGAACCAGCAAAAAAGAUACGCCAUGGAUCACUGAUCAGACCAGACAGAGUCUUCUGACGUUUAUUGCGACAAGUGAAAAGAGUGAAAAUUUGGACGAAAUUCUAAUGGCGAUUAUAAACCAGGACAAAGAGACCGGUGCCAAUGAAAUUGAUCUCGCCCGAACAUACGAUAUGCUUCUGUCAGUUUUCGAUUUCGUUUACCUCAAUGAAAGUCUUCAAGCUACGAAUGAUUCUAUUCGCGAAGAGAUGUCUAGCGUUAAUCAAAUCCGAUUAGUCGCCAAGGUGAAAAUUGAACUAUCAGAGUUUAUCAUCAAAUCAGUUGUACCCAAUGCGGAUAAAGGACCACAAGGACUCACAGACUCAGUUCCUAGGUUGGUUACAGAAUUUUUAAACAAUGCGGGAGAAAGUGCCGAAUGUGUGAAACGAUACUUUAUUCAGUGUUUAUGCCGUGAUCAUAGAAUGGACCUGUACCAGCGCGUAAAGACAUUCCCUCAACUUGCGCCCCUGAUCCCAGAAAUUUUGUUCACUUCACAGAGCCAGGGAUUUUCAGAUAUUUUCCUCAUCUUUGGAGAUGCAUAUCAAAUGCCUUUCAGCGAAGUAUAUACUAGUUUGGUCACCGACGCUAACAAAGGUCUUCGAAGGCUUAGUCAAGUUACGGACGCGCAAAUGAAAAACAUAGUGGCCUACCGCUUAAUCGCAGAAAUAAGGUCGAAAGAAAAUCCACCAGAGAGCUUUGCACAAUUUGAGGAAGCGAUUAUGACAAAUAGAGUAAUACACGGUUUAAGUAGAAGUGUGAUCGAUCGAAAUGAUAGACUCACCCCAAACGUGGACGCUUUGAGACAGUUUCUGUUUUAUUAUCAGACACUUUUGGAGGUCCAAGAAAACUACGGAUUCUUGCAACCGUUCAAGGAUAUCUUCAAUGUACGUGGAAGAGCUGAUGGACUUUACUUGCCGACGUUUCCAGAUAGCGCAAGUAGACGUGUUAGAAUGAUGGGGCAAGCAAUUGGGCAAGGACCAGAGGACCAGCGCACUACUUGGAACCAAUGCCCGAAUGGGCAUCUUUACUUGAUUGGCAAUUGCGGACAAGCUACUACAGGCGGCACCUGCCCAGACUGCCGAGCUACUAUUGGUGGAUUAUCGCAUGCCUUACAUGCCGGUAAUCGAUUGGUGGGAAACCGCGAUGCCAAUAUCAACGUCGCAAACGGUCAGGUAGUCACUGGCUAUGUAGAUAACCACAAUUUGAACGUCUUUGACAGAGCUUUUCUUAAUGAGUUCAAUGGAAAUGUGAUGCAAUUUUUUGUCCACGCCUCCCUAUACAUUUGUAACGGAGACGAAGUAAUGCUGACCAGAUUGCGCACAAAUGUUGAGAAAAUUGCCAGGACUUCUCUCAACAGGAGUGAAGAAGAUGUCUUGAAGUUCCUCUUGACUGUUGUGAUAGUGUCUACGAAAAGUAGCAUACAGGGGUCUUUUGCGAGUGAGGAGCAGCGCGAAGCAUGGGAAUCGAGUUUCAUAAACAUCAUCAACAAUACGCUGCAAAAUUUACCUGAUGUCAUUGCUACUUAUGACGAGGCGUUCAAAAAUGAUUCGAGAAAUGAAUCAAACAACCUUCUUGACGUGUUAUCAGAACGAACAGAUAGAGACACUCGCGAUAAUGUUCUCGCUAACGGAACAUUUUGGCGAAGACUCCCAAAGGUCAGCUUGGCGUGCGUGCGGAACGAACUGAAUGCGAAUGGUGAAAAGUACAAGUUGCUUGAUUGCAUAUUCAAGAACAAAGAGUGGCUGCCAAAACUCCGCCAUAUUCCUGAUUUAUUUGAGUUUUUCAGCAACAUUGUCUCAUACUAUGAUCCGGAUACCUCGGAUAGCGUAGUGACGCUUGAAGAUUUCCUGCAUCAGCGAAAAAUCCAGGAACCAGUUAGAAAACGAAUGAAAGAUGUUUCAAUAAUUUUUUGCAAACUGUGGAAUCUAGAAGUAAGACACUUGCCAACAACCGGAGGCAUCGACUGCUUGUAUAAAGAUAAAUUGAAACCUGACUCUCCUCUGAAGUUCUUUCUGCCGUCUCGUCACGUGAGCGAUUGCUGUGCUCUGGUCACUUUGAAUAUUCUGGUCAGCAAAAACAACGAAUUCAUUGAAGCUUACAGAUCGGCUCUUCACAUUGAAACCCCUGCCAUGGAAUUCAGUAAUGGAGUUGUGAAGGGCGAACACGUCGCGUUGGUUUCCAAUGUCGACCGGGAGUUGCUGUCGUCGAUUGCGAACUUCGCCACCACGGAUGCACGAGCAAAGAGAGUGCACUAUGACCUGAGUGGGAUAGAAGGAACCAUUGGACACCAUUUGUUCAAGUUCAAGCCCCUCAUCAGCAUGAAGGUUAUGAAGCUGAUGACAAAAUCUUCGAGCACAAAAGACGCACUGAACAACGCACGACACUGCAUAUUAGAUGAAACGAAGUUGACAAGAAGUGAGGCUAAGAAGAUUCAAAACAAGUACACAGACAUGCCUGAGGUGUGCAAGAUGUUGCGACAGUUGAUACUCCUGAUGAAGUACAUGGAGAAGGAUAGGAAGGUUGACCCCAAACAGACCAUCGGCGAAUUUCUCAAAAAUAUCAAAAUAGAAGCUAUGCCAGGAAUCAGUGAUAUCAAACUUGAGUCCUGUGUGUUCCUCUGGCAAGCUCUGGCACUUCAGAGAACCAGACUGAUGCUGGAGCAUCAGGACGAAGAACCAUACGCUGGGAUCCAACACCAGUUCAGAGAAACCCUCACUUCGCAGCAGGAAAAGGAACUGGACAAGCUGCCCGCGACGAAGAAAUAUGUGCUGUUGACUUACCUGAAUGAGCUGAUUGUGCUGAAUUUGGACGAACCUGAUCUGAUGAAUCCAAAUUAUCACAUUGUGGAUGACGCUUUAGCGCCCGUGUAUUUCGACGUUGAUCUCAACAAUCUGAAUCUACCAGAAUGGUGUCAAUUCAAAUACGCAGAAGGCAUAAUCAAACAUCUCAUCCAAACAGAAAACUGAAAAUUUCUCUUAUGUUAAUCCCCCCUGAAAAUUUCCGAAUACCCUACAAAAGUUGUAAAUAAAAUAACUUCAAAGAGAGAGAGAGAGAGAGAGAGAGCUCAACAAAACUUUGAUAGAUAUCAUUCCAUAAUUGUAAAUCACUAGACAAAUUUCUUAGUUAGAUGUAUUAUAUUGACGAUGAUUUUCCCAUUUGCUUUUAAUUGAUGCCCAAUUGGAGUUUGGUUAUGCACAGAUGAAAAUUAAU
Messenger RNA from Symsagittifera roscoffensis, 4914 nucleotides. RefSeq names its product E3 ubiquitin-protein ligase rnf213-alpha-like. The transcript is spliced from 6 exons. Gene Ontology annotation, molecular function: ATP hydrolysis activity; ubiquitin-protein transferase activity. Lineage: Eukaryota; Metazoa; Xenacoelomorpha; Acoela; Convolutidae. The record is from RefSeq and is a predicted model, not a curated record. Bases 411 to 4670 code for a protein of 1419 amino acids.